UGUUGGCUGAAUGAACACAGCCAGAAGAACAGGCUGUCUCUAAAGGCUUUUGAAGAGUCCCGGAUUGGACCCAACUUUACAUCACAGUGUCUUGCAGGUCGACUGUUUCAGAAGAAGAUGGUCUAGUGACCUCUCUGACCUCCUCCACUUCAUGGUGAGAACGUGGAGCCAGACUAUCUGGGGCUGCUCAACUGACAAGGAAACAAUUAAAUAUCAGAACAACACCAUGAAAGACUGUUGUCAUGUCUGUUGUGACAUCACGCCAAGCGACUGAGAAAGCCAAGCGGGAGGUUGGGGCUUUGGCAGACCUCCAGCACCCCAACAUAGUGCGUUACUACACAGCCUGGGAAGAAGACACUAAGUACACAUGUGACCAUACCUCUGAGAGUUACAGCUCUUCAUAUUCAGGCAGCAGUUCAUCCUCCAAGUUCCUGUACAUUCAGAUGGAACUGUGUGACAGAAGGACUCUGAAGGUAUGGAUCGAUGAGAGGAACGCCCAACGGACUCCCAAACGCAGAGAGGGCAGCCUCCGCAUCACCCAGCAGAUUGUUAAUGGAGUUGAUUACAUCCACUCAAAGAAACUCAUCCACCGAGACCUGAAGCCUGUUAACAUCAUGUUUGGAAUGGGUGGUGGAGAGACGAACGGAGAGGUAAAGAUCGGGGACUUCGGGCUUGUGACUGCAGAAGAUAACGAUGAUGAUGAGAACCUGCUGGAGAGAACGAAGCGCACCGGAACCAGGUCCUACAUGGCCCCCGAACAGAGGAACAAGACCUCGUAUGACAGAAAGGUAGACAUCUUCGCUCUGGGUCUGAUCUACUUUGAACUUCUCUGGAAUCUAUCUGGCAUGGAGAGGGCAGAGGUCUGGGAUGACAUCCGAAGCCAGAGGUUCCCGCAACGGUUUGUUACACAGUUUCCCAUAGAGCACAAGAUGAUUGAGUCCAUGCUGUGUGUCAAUCCAGAAGACCGACCAGAAGCCAGCCAGCUAAAGAUGAACCUAACGGAGGCUAAUAACAUACUGACCAGAGACCUCCAUAACCAACAAGACAACAGAACAAUCUAACAGCCUUUUAUAUAGUACAUAUAAUUACACCAGGGGGUUUGGAUCCUGAUUGCUCAUUGGCAUCCAAGGGGGUGUGGUAUACAGCCAAUAUACCACAGUAAAGAGCUGUUCUUAGGUAUGAGGCAUCGCGGAGUGCCUGGACAAAGAUUUUUUAUAAUACAUUUAAGAUACAAUAUCCAUAGAGAAAUAAUACAAUAUAAGCCGUUGGAGACAGAAUCCCAGUGAGAUCGAUUAGAUGAACACAACAUGUGACAUGAUCCUCAGUCAACACCUUCACUCUGAGAUGCUACGAAUACCCGAAAACUAAAAUAUCUCCAUUUCAACUGCAUUCAGUAAACCUCAAAUAGUCAGUGGACCUGGUUUCUUGUACUACUAGUCCAGGCAGAACCCAGGAUAGUCUGGGUCGGGCUGUGUAUUGGUUGCCUCGUAAAGUUGCCUGAUCCAACAAGCUUGAAAAAUUUGAAUGCAAUCUUGUGGAAUUAGAUUUCUAGGAGGGACCAGUAUGUUGUGGAUCAUGAAUCAUGAGUAAUACGGCAAUUUUUAUCAUUUCAAAACAACAAAAACAUCUGGCCCCAUUUAUCAGUUGAAUAUUAAAUUGUUAUAUCCAGGAAUGUAUAUUUAACAAUGUGUUGUAACACUGACAUUCACAGAGUCUAUAGCCUAUAAAUUAACAGUCAGAUGUCUUGGAGAGACCAUGAUAUUGUGGUUGUGUUCAUAAAUCAUGAGUCAUGCGGCAUAAGUAAUCAUUUCAAAACAACAAAAUGUCUGGCCAUAUUUAUGAGUUGAAAAUAAAAUGUUAUAUCCACUAAUAUAUAAUAAAAAAUGUGUUGUAACACUGACAUUAACAGAGUCUACAGCCUAUAAAAUAAAAGUCAGUUGGUCAUUGGAUUUUCCAGCAGAACAAUGAUCUCAAGCAUAACUCCAAAUCCACACAAAAUGUUUGAAUCAAGCAUUUGCAAUGGCCAUCACGGUCUCUGAGCUGAAUCCCAAAGGACACUUGUUGGGUGAGCUGAAGAGGCGGGUCCACAAGUGACAACAAGGGACUGAAGUUUUUUGAUGGAGGAAUGAUUCUCCCGCCUCAUCAAACAUGCCUGAGGAAAGGUGCACAAACAACUAAAUGCACUGGUGCCAAUUAUUGGUUCUCACCUGUUUUAAAAAAAAAAGUAAUUUACUGUUUAAAAUAAAUGUUUUCCUUCAACCAAUUUUCACUCAAUUAAAGGUUAAAUGAAAGUAAGAUCAGUCAGAUAAAUAACAAUGUUAUUUUUUGACAGCCUUUUUUGGUUGAUUUUUAUCUAGGGAACCAACAGUUCUGCAGGGGACUACACAUACAGUAGAACUACACAUACAGUAGACCAGCACAUACAGUAGUCCUACACAUACAGUAGACUUGCACAUACAGUAGACCUGCACAUACAGUAGA
Esox lucius (northern pike) is the source of this 2481-nucleotide messenger RNA. RefSeq names its product interferon-induced, double-stranded RNA-activated protein kinase. The record is from RefSeq and is a predicted model, not a curated record. The coding region runs from base 243 to 1061 and encodes 272 amino acids. Gene Ontology annotation, molecular function: ATP binding; protein kinase activity. The transcript is spliced from 8 exons. Lineage: Eukaryota; Metazoa; Chordata; Actinopteri; Esociformes; Esocidae. Gene Ontology annotation, biological process: protein phosphorylation.